UGUUUGAUUUCUUGUAAAUCUAAUUUUUGUUCAAGUAAAUAUUGUAAUUUCAUGUCGAAACUUUCAUCUAAAGUCUGAAGAAUUUACUUAUCACAAAUUUUGCUACUGAAAGAUACUAUUGACCCUCUUUGUGCGCAAUCGUAGGAAGUUCUUUUUUAGCCUUUUAUGGGUUCCUAUUUUGGAAAACCUGUCGAUGAAAAUUUUAAAAGAAAUCAAGAAUUUAUAAUGCAGUUACAGAGGUUACAACUGGAAAGACAGAUUCAUAUGAGAAAUCAAAUCAGGGAAAGAAAACUGGCUUUGAAGAUUGCUAAAUACAGAGAAUUUUUCUAUUGGGUUGGAACAUUCUAUGUACUUGCUACUGGCUCCACAAUAUUUGCGUAUCAACGAACCAAAAAACCUGCAGUAUUGACUGCAUUGUUGCCUUUAACAUUCAUCUUUCUCUAUCAAGGAGAUCUUGCAUAUGGAAAUAAAUUACAAAGAAUUAACAGUGAAGCUGAAAACAUUUUACAGUUUGAAGAGCAUUUAUUGCAUUUGCCUUUGGGACUUCCUAAUUUUGACUCGAUUGAGGAAGGGCGUCAGGAACAACAAGAUGAAGAAUUUUUGACUAAGGCACAUGACAUAUUUCUUUAAAACAUCUGUGAUAGAUUUUUGUUACAUUUUUCAUAGAUAUUUAUAAAACAUUGUUAGAUGUGUGUAGUGUUUGCAGAAAAAUACCAAAGCAUCCAAGGUAGUUUCUUUCUAUUUAAAUUUACAGUGUCUUUCAUAACUAAUGAGCUAAUGUCAAAGAGAAUCUUCAUAUACUAGUAUUAAUAUAGAUCUGGCUGUUAUGUAUUUUAAAUUAAAGCUGCUUUCAGCUACUAACAUAUCUGACUCCUUACUAACACUAAUGUGACUCUUUGUCACAUUAGUUGAAGCUAUUUGGCUUGUUUUCUGACUCUUUACUAACACUAAUAUGACUCUUUGUCACAUUGGUUGACGCUAUUUGGCUUGUUUUUAGAUCCAAAUUCAAUAUUUUGAGAGUUUAUCAAUUAAGAAAUUCAAUGCAUUAAUUAUUUUUAUUUUAAUAAUAAAAAAUGUAUAGAAAAUGAAAGUUUAAUCAUAGUCUUUAAUUCAGAACUGUAUAGCAAAGAUAAAAACUCUUAUGAAUGUUAUAAUGUUAUUAUUCAAGCAAAUGAAAUUUAGAAAAAAAAAUUAACAAUUUUCUGGAAUUUAUUGAUUAGGGUUAUGUUUAAGAAUUUAUUAAUUUAUAAUGUGACUAUUUUUUUAAUGAUAGUUCUGAAGGUUUUUAGUUGCCAGUGAAUCAACCAGAUU
Messenger RNA from Argiope bruennichi, 1311 nucleotides. RefSeq names its product plasminogen receptor (KT)-like. Gene Ontology annotation, cellular component: plasma membrane. Bases 166 to 630 code for a protein of 154 amino acids. The record is from RefSeq and is a predicted model, not a curated record. Lineage: Eukaryota; Metazoa; Arthropoda; Arachnida; Araneae; Araneidae. Gene Ontology annotation, biological process: positive regulation of plasminogen activation. The transcript has 5 exons.